CUGCCUUUCACCUCUGCUCGCCGGGGAACGUGGAGCCGGGAGCCAGCUGAGCAGCGAGAGACGCCGCCGGGCUCCCUGCGGUUCCAUGCGGGCGGGCGCUGCCUGCGGGCCGCUGCCGGGCUGGGUGCGGGGCGGGCGGGCCGCUAUGGAACGCUGGUGAGCGCCCGCCUUCGGCCCCCGAGAGCCCGCUCCGUGCCCGCCCCGCCGCCCCCGGCCAUGGCCCCCAUGGGGAUCCGCCUCUCCCCGCUGGGGGUGGCCGUGUUCUGUCUGCUGGGCCUCGGCGUCCUCUACCACCUCUACUCCGGCUUCCUGGCCGGCCGCCUCGCCCUCUUCGUGCUGGGCGACCCGGCGGAGCGGGCCGGGGGCGGACCCGACCUUCCUCCGGGCCCCUUGCCCGAGGGCACCGUGGACCUGCGGGAGCUGCUGGCCGUGUCCGUGCUGGCCGCCGUCAAGGGGGGUGAGGAGGUGAAGCGCGUCCGGGAAAGCAACGUCCUCAACGAGAAGGCGAAGGGCAAGACCCGCGAGGGGGCCGAGGAGAAGAUGACCAGCGGGGACGUGCUGUCCAACCGCAAGAUGUUCUACCUGCUCAAGAACACCUUCCCCAGCGUGCAGAUAAAUACUGAAGAACAUGUUGAUGCACCUGAUGAGAUAAUUUUCUGGGAUCGCAGUAUUCCUGAAGACAUAAAGGAAAAAAUACAGCCUAAAAAGGUCCCAGCAGAAAGUGUGACAGUGUGGAUCGAUCCAUUAGACGCCACGCAUGAAUACACAGAGGAUCUUCGACAAUAUGUCACUACUAUGGUGUGUGUGGCUGUGAAUGGUGAACCAGUAAUAGGAGUAAUACACAAGCCUUUCUCAGCAUAUACAGCGUGGGCAAUGGUGGAUGGUGGGUCAAAUGUAAAAGCUCGUUCCUCCUACAGUGAGAGAACUCCAAGAAUUAUUGUGUCCCGCUCUCAUGCAGGAAAAGUAGAACAGGUAGCACGGCAAACAUUUGGAAAUAAAACUGUGAUCAUCCCAGCAGGUGGAGCAGGCUAUAAAGUUUUAGCCCUCCUUGAUGUGCCUGACAAGAAACAAGAAAAAGCUGAUGUAUAUAUUCAUGUGACAUACAUCAAGAAAUGGGAUAUAUGUGCCGGGAAUGCCGUGCUGAAAGCAUUGGGUGGUCAUAUGACUACCCUGACUGGUGAAGAAAUCAGUUAUACUGGUUCAGAUGGCAAUGAGGGGGGACUCCUAGCCAGUAUCAAUGUGGAUCAUCAAGCGUUGGUUGACAAACUCCCAGAUCUGGAGAAGGCAUCACAUAAACAAACAUAACUGCUGAGGAGUACACACAUGGUUCUGCAGCCUCAAAAUGUUCAGCCUAAGGAAACAGGCAUGAGAAGAGCCUGCUACGGGACUAGGCACUGAGAGCCAAGGCCACUCGGUGUUUUCUGGGGGACUACAUAUAGCAUCAGGCUUCUUCAUUGGUGGUGGUUACAAAUUCAGAAUUAGGAAGGCGACUGAA
Terrapene triunguis (Three-toed box turtle) is the source of this 1495-nucleotide messenger RNA. RefSeq names its product inositol monophosphatase domain containing 1 (gene BPNT2). NCBI's taxonomy places the organism in Eukaryota, Metazoa, Chordata, Testudines, Emydidae. The transcript is spliced from 5 exons. The record is from RefSeq and is a predicted model, not a curated record. Gene Ontology annotation, molecular function: 3'-nucleotidase activity. Bases 217 to 1305 code for a protein of 362 amino acids. Gene Ontology annotation, biological process: skeletal system development; phosphatidylinositol phosphate biosynthetic process. Gene Ontology annotation, cellular component: endomembrane system.